Messenger RNA from Sorex araneus (European shrew), 13697 nucleotides. RefSeq names its product dermatan sulfate epimerase like (gene DSEL). The transcript is spliced from 2 exons. Bases 1175 to 4816 code for a protein of 1213 amino acids. Lineage: Eukaryota; Metazoa; Chordata; Mammalia; Eulipotyphla; Soricidae. Gene Ontology annotation, molecular function: sulfotransferase activity; chondroitin-glucuronate 5-epimerase activity. The record is from RefSeq and is a predicted model, not a curated record.
GGCCGGAGCUGGCACCGAGGAGCGGCGGCCGCGGCGGCAUCGCGGCCGGUCACGCAGCCGGACGCUGCGUCCCCUCGGAGAGGGCCCGCGGCGCGCCCAGCAGCCGGGGCUGUUCCGGACGGCCCGCGGCGCGCGCGAUCCCCGAGGGCGGGCGUGUCCGCGCCGGGCGGCGGAGCGGGCGCGGGGCCGCCGCCUGUUGGAGCGCGGGGAGCCCCCGGUGCCCGGCGCAGCGCAGUUUGCUGCAACUCCCGCCUGCGCCCGCGCCUUCUCCCCGACCACCUGCAGCAGAAAGGAGUGUCAUGCAAAAGGAACAGAAAAACAGACGAUGCCCCCGUUGGUGAAGGGAAUUUGCUUUGCCGGUUGGCGGGUACUUCGUGACUGCAAGAGAAGUCCCUAGAUGACGGAAGAGAUUAGAUUUUUGUAAUGGUCCAGAUGAAGCCGAUAAAAGAAGACUCGAGAACGCCUUCUCUGAGUCUUGAUGGGCUGAUGUGUAAGUAAGCCUGAAAGAGACAGAUUGGAAAUGAGAAGAGGCAUUUUGACUUUUUGUUUGUUUUUAAACCACGUAGGACUUUAAACACCUGUUGAGGAUGUUUUUCUCCCCAAAGCGCAAGAAGGACAAUUUCUCAAAACAAGAAGUCUAAAACGUUAAGAGGAAUACCGACUGUUUCCUUCCAAGAAUCUCAAUACUUCAUCUACUUCUCCGGCAAACCCAGGCAUCAUUCACGCCCCGUGUUUUACCACCUAUGAUGGUUCUGUUCUAACUUUUUAAUUUGGAUUUUUGGAAUGCAUUUUUUUUUAAAAAAAAGAGGGAAGGAGUAUUUUGAGUCUUCACGUUAAGACAAGUGUUCACAAAGGAAAUAAAUUCUUAUUGUAUUGGGUGUUGGACUGUAUCACUGUUUUGCUGAUGUGGAAAAUUCAAGCUUUUAACAUUCCCUGAAGUUUAAUUAGAAGCAAAGCUAUCUCGGCACAGAUAAAGCAUGUGAGAUUUCGGCUUCUGGCAGCCUCCCCUGUUUCGCAUGUGCUGAAUGAAUGUCAGCUGGAUUUCCCCGCAUAUCACAUUGACUUCUAUGUAAUAUUGGGGCCUUACGUGUCUGUUUUGUACUCAGCAGAUGGGAAGUCCAUGGAGCACUGUGUUUGACAUGUAUGCCUAAGGAAAGAGUUUUUCUGAUGGAUCAUGGCGCUGAUGUUUACAGGACAUUUCUUGUUUUUAACAUUAGUGAUGUUUGCUUUCUCCACUUUUGAGGAAUCGGUGAGCAAUUUCUCAGACUGGGCAGUCUUCGCAGAGGAUAUGGAUCAGUUUAAGACACAGAAAGUGCGAGAUUUCAGACCCAGCCAAAAGCUGAAGAAAAGUACGCUUCAUCCAAGUUUGUAUUUUGAUGCUGGAGAGAUCCAGGCCCUGCGACAAAAGUCUCGCACCAGCCAUUUGCAUCUCUUUAGAGCCCUCAGAAGUGCAGUGACAGCUAUGCUAUCCAAUCCCACCUACUACCUACCUCCACCCAAGCACGCUGAUUUUGCUGCCAAGUGGAAUGAAAUUUAUGGUAACAAUCUGCCUCCGUUAGCACUGUACUGUUUGCUGUGCCCGGAAGACAAAGUCGCCUUUGACUUUGUCUUGGAAUAUAUGGACAGGAUGGUCAGCUACAAGGACUGGCUGGUCGAGAACGCACCCGGAGAUGAAGUACCCAUUGGCCACUCCUUAACAGGUUUUGCCACGGCUUUUGAUUUUUUAUGUAACUUGUUAGAUGACCACCGAAGACAAAGAUACCUGGACAAAAUCGUGGUUAUCACUGAGGAGAUGUAUGAGUAUUCCAAGGUCCGCUCUUGGGGUAAACAGCUUCUCCAUAACCACCAAGCCACUAAUAUGAUCGCGUUACUCACUGGGGCCUUGGUGAUUGGGAUAGAUAAAGGACCCGAAGUGAAUGUAUGGAAACAGGUCGUAGUAGAUGUGAUGGAAAAGACAAUGUUUCUUUUGAAUCAUAUUGUGGAUGGUUCUUUGGAUGAAGGUGUGGCUUACGGAAGCUACACAGCUAAAUCAGUCACACAGUAUGUUUUUCUAGCCCAGCGCCAUUUUAAUAUCAACAACUUGGACAAUAACUGGUUAAGAAUGCACUUUUGGUUCUAUUACGCCACCCUUUUGCCUGGCUUCCAAAGAACUGUGGGCAUCGCAGAUUCCAACUAUAAUUGGUUUUAUGGCCCAGAGAGUCAGUUGGUUUUCUUGGAUAGAUUCAUCUUAAGGAACGGAGCUGGAAACUGGUUAGCCCAGCAAAUCAGAAAGCACCGGCCGAAAGAUGGACCAAUGGUCCCUUCGACCGCUCAGAGGUGGAGCACUCUUCACACGGAGUACAUCUGGUAUGAUCCCCAACUCACCCCACAGCCUCCUGCUGAAUAUGGCACUGCAAAAAUGCACGUGUUCCCUAACUGGGGCGUGGUCACCUAUGGCGCUGGCCUGCCGAACACACAGACAAAUACCUUCAUGUCUUUUAAGUCCGGGAAGCUCGGAGGGCGAGCUGUGUACGACAUAGUUCACUUCCAGCCAUACUCCUGGAUCGAUGGGUGGAGAAGCUUCAACCCGGGCCACGAGCAUCCAGAUCAGAAUUCGUUUACGUUUGCCCCCAACGGGCAAGUGUUUGUUUCCGAAGCUCUCUAUGGACCCAAGCUCAGUCACCUGAACAACGUGCUGGUCUUCGCCCCGUCUCCCACAAGCCAGUGUAACAAACCCUGGGAGGGCCAGCUGGGAGAGUGUGCACAGUGGCUCAAGUGGACGGGCGAGGAGGUCGGUGAUGCAGCUGGAGACAUCAUCACUGCCUCCGAACAGGGGGAGAUGGUGUUUGUGAGCGGGGAGGCCGUGUCUGCGUACUCUUCAGCCAUGAAGCUGAGAAGUGUGUAUCGGGCACUGCUUCUCCUAAACUCUCAAACUUUGCUCGUGGUCGAUCAUGUGGAGAAGCAACGUGAUUCCCCGCUGAAAUCCGUCAGUGCCUUCUUUCAUAAUCUGGAUAUUGAUUUUAAGUACAUUCCCUAUAAGUUUAUGAACAGGUAUAACGGUGCCAUGAUGGACGUGUGGGACGCACACUACAAAAUGUUUUGGUUUGAUCACCGUGGCGACAGCCCCGUAGCGAGUAUACAGGAAGCAGAGCAAGCUGCUGAAUUUAAGAAGCGGUGGACACAGUUUGUCAACGUCACAUUUCACCUGGACUCUAGCAUGACUCGGAUUGCCUAUGUCUUUCACGGGCCCUACGUCAAUGUGUCUGGCUGCAGGUUCCUUGAUCAUUCGACUUCUGGGCUUCAGAUUUCUCUCAAUGUCAACAAUACUGAGCAUGUUGUUUCGAUUGUAACUGACUAUCAGAACCUGAAGACGAGGUUCGAUUACCUGGGGUUUGGAGGCUUUGCCAGCGUGGCCGAUCAGGGUCAGAUAACCAGAUUUGGUUUGGGCACUCAAGCAAUUGUGAAGCCCAUCCAACGUGACAGAGUCAUUUUCCCCUUUGGUUUUAAAUUUAACAUAGCAGUUGGGUUGAUUUUGUGCAUCAGUUUGGUGAUUUUGACUUUCCAGUGGCGGUUUUACCUUUCUUUUAGAAAGCUGAUGCGCUGGAUAUUAAUCCUCGUCGUUGCCUUGUGGUUCAUCGAGCUGCUGGACGUGUGGAGCACUUGCACUCAGCCCAUCUGUGCCAAAUGGGCAAGGACCACGGAGGAGGAGGCCCGCACAAAGGCUCUCCAGCCCGGGGGCCACCACGGCGAGCUCCCUGAUGUGGUCAUCGCCUCACUUCCGGGCUCGGGGGCUGAAAUUCUCAAACAGCUGUUUUUCAACAGUAGUGACUUCCUCUACAUCAGGGUCCCAACGGCCUACAUUGAUCUCCCGGAGACGGAGCUGGACAUCGACUCCUUUGUGGAUGCUUGCGAGUGGAAGGUGGCAGAGAUCCGCAGCGUGCAGUUUCGCUUACUGCGGGGGUGGCUGCAGUCCUUGGUCCACGACACCAAACUCCAUUUGCAAAACAUCCAUCUGCACGAGCCCAGUCGAGGGAGACUGGCCCAAUACUCCGCCACGAACAAGGACAGAAAAAGAAAAGUGAAAAGGAGAGAGUCUCUGCCAGAACAAAGAAGUCGGAUGAAAGGCGCCUUUGACAGAGACGCUGAAUACAUCAGGGCUUUGAGGAGACACCUGGUCUUUUACCCAAGCGCCCGCCCUGUGCUCAGUCUCAGCAGCGGAAGCUGGACCUUAAAGCUGCGUUUCUUCCAGGAAGUCUUGGGGGCUUCCAUGAGGGCAUUGUACGUAGUCAGGGACCCGCGUGCGUGGGUUUAUUCAAUGCUGUACAGUAGCAGGCCGAGUCUGUACUCUUUGAAGAAUGUACCAGAGCACUUAGCGAAAUUGUUUAAAAUAGAGGGAAGGAAAGGCAAGUGCAACCUAAAUGCGGGCUAUGCAUUUGAGUAUGAUGCAUUGAGGGAAGAAUUAUCGAAACCUAAAUCAAAUGCCGUCUCCCUAUUGGCUCAUUUGUGGCUGGCGAAUACAGCAGCCGCCCUGAGAAUCAAUGCAGAUUUGCUGCCCGCCAGCUACCAGCUGAUCAAGUUUGAAGAUAUUGUGCAUUUUCCUCAGAAAACCACUGAAAAGAUUUUUGCCUUUCUUGGCAUUCCUUUGUCUCCUGCUAGUUUAAACCAAAUAUUGUUUGCCACCUCCACGAACCUUUUCUAUCUUCCGUAUGAAGGGGAAAUAUCACCAACUAAUACUAAUGUUUGGAAGCAGAAUUUGCCUAGAGAGGAAAUGAAAGUGAUUGAGAACAUCUGUGGGACUCUCAUGGAGCGUCUAGGCUACCCAAAACUUAUGGACUAAGUUGCUGCAGGUCAGCGGGAAUUUGCACUAAUUUCCAACCCAGUUGUGGAUGUGAAUUAGAAGAGGUGGUUUAUUCUUGUAUUGUUUCUGUGUGUGUGUGUGUGUGUGUGUGUGUGUGUGUGUGAGAGAGAGAGAGAGAGAGAGAGAGAGAGAGAGAGAGAUGUAAAGAGAUUAUUUUAAAGUAAAAUUACCCUAUUUGGUCCAACAGAAAUGAUUUUUUUUUAAAUGUCUGGACAUCCCUUGCCUUUGUUUCUGCUACAAUGUUUCUGUUCCAGUGUUUCCCUUGCAGCAGGUGCAGAUGAAAUUCAACCAUGAAGACUGGGGGGCUGGAGGGAUGGGAGGGUUGGGAAGGUUUUCCUUUCACUCUUCUUCCUCUGUCACUGCUGAACCUCAAAUACUGCCUUAGGUCUUGGGGUUGCUAUUUGGCCUAUGCCCCACUCGCUUUCAGAAGGGACUGAUGUUGUCAAAUGGACUUAUCUUUUGUCAAAAGCCUUCUGACAUGUUUUUCUUGUACACACACACACACAAACACAAACACACACACACAGAAUUCUUUUUAAUGUGUAAUACCGUCAGCGGUAUCACCAAGAAAUGGUGCCAGCUCCUUUCAGAAUAGGAUUUCUUCUGCAAAGUGCAGCUGGAACUACAAAAUUUACUCAUUGCAUUAGUGUAUUUUUUUUCUUUAAGUCAAACAGUGCCCUAAAAGAUUCCUGAAAGUAUUUUACUCUGAGGUAAUAAGACAGUCUGGACACAGUGUGUGUGCCGAGGGCUGGGAGAGCAUACCUGCUGCUCCUUUUCUAUCUCUCUUCUCUCCUUCCUUCCAUCCUUGAUGUUACCGCUGUCCCCAGUCCCACUCUGCCCUCCACCUGGUUCCGCCGCUGUUGUGAAAAACAAUCAGUUCUUGCUCUAUUAAAUGCCUGAUACUUGUGAGGAUAUUUUUUUCCUGAUUAAUUUUGCAUUAAAUCUUGACCAAGACUUAGAAACAAAUAUCUUUUUGUCUGUGUGGCAUAAAUACUAUGGUGAAAAAAGACGAAAGAAAGAAGGAAAGAAAGAAAGAAAGAAAGAAAGAAAGAAAGAAAGAAAGAAAGAAAGAAAGAAAGAAAGAAAGAAAGAAAGAAAGAAAGAAAAGAGAAGGAAGGAAGAAAGAGAAAGCUAUGCUAUUGCAACCAGUAGUUUCAGCUAUUUAUCUUUCUUUACUUUAAGUCUGGCAACAGAAUUGGAAAACUGCCUGACUUCUCUCCAUCCCUUUGAAUGAGCUUAAAGUCUGCCAAGCUCUGCAGAGUGGAGGGCACUUGGGGGGUGAUGUCAGAGGCAUCUGUUUCCUUUCGCAUCUGCAUCUUAUUAUAAAUGUCGGCAUCCCAGGACGCAGAGUGUCUCAUUGGGGGAGGCUCUGGACUCAGAAUGAGAUGCCGUGAUGCGUCAGCCAGUGGCAGCGUUACCGGGUCUGGCAGGAAAGCGAUUAGGCAGUGUCGGCACGAGAAAAGAGCUGCUCUUCCGCCACCAUUUGCUGAUGUCUCCAACUGUCAUCCCCCCCCCCCCGGUUCUCUCACGCUUGGGAGUGUGUCAUUCUGACCCAGAUAAAGCCAGUCUUUCUCAGUGGUUUCUUGUUAUGUCAAAGUGCCUCCUGAGUGAGAAAGCCGUGACUGUUCCCUUCCCGUGGAGCCUAACUUGGCUGUCAUUUCUCUUCUGUUUCCGUGACGGUAGGGACCCGAGUCCCAUCUACUUUUUCCUGCAGCUCCCACUGCUCUCUCUCCUGUGUCCUAGUGAAUUAGAAGCAUGAUGGGACUGAUCCAGGGGGAGAGGGCAACCCGGGAGCUGAAUUCCUGCGUGGUUCGCCAAGAGGGUUGUUUUAUCUCUCUCCGGGUUAUCAGCAAGCAUGUCCAAUUGUCAUGGGGCUGCUCACACUUUUCCUUUUACUGAACCAACCAAGCCUCAAUACUGGUUCCCAGUUCCUGAGAUGUGUGCUGUCAAGACAGAUCAAAUAAAAAGACUGGGUUGGCAUGAGCGUUAGGUCUGACUGAGGUAAGAACGAGGAAAAUGUGUGGGUUAAGCAGGCAUGAGCUUUGGACCUUAUCCAGAAACAUCCCUGCGGGCAAAGGAGUGUGGGCUAACCCAUGUGGCUGGUGGGGGGAAUGUGGGAGAGUGAUCGUGUUCAAAGUCGGAUCGAGUCUGUGACAGCCAAAAAAGGGUACACUUUCCCAAACAAUGUACAUGGCGUAUCCUGACAUUCCUUCAGCCCCAUAACCCUGCCAGAUGCGGCACCUCAUCUCUGAACCUCCCCAGGCCCAUUCCAAGGGGGAACUUACUAGAGCAAGAAGCUUCUAAGUACAGACUCCUGUGAGUACUCCCAUGAGACCAAAACAUUCAUCAGCUCCCUGUGUCUGUCCUCAUGUUGGAACUUGACCUCUGUACCUCAGUAUAUACAGACUCUCUGCUUUGGGGGCAUUAUUGGGACAAAAUCAAUAAUAUCAACACUUCCUUUUAUGGUCUUGAAGAUAAUUAUAGGAGUGAUGAUUGCUAGGUGAUACUUCUAAGAUCAUCCUUUUCAUGCUGAAUCAUUUUUAUUUCUUUAAACUUGGGGCUCAUUAAAUGUAUUCGUACAGUAGCAACAUUUAAACCUUGAAGUUUUGGAGGUAAAUUUUGUUUGCAAAGAAACAGAUAUAGUGGUAGUAGCUGACCUAACUACCAAAAGUUUGAAGGGAUGCAAAAAUGGAUAAAAAAUAUUGGUCCCGGGCUGGAGCAAUAGCACAGUGGGUAGGUCAUUGUCUUGCAUGCGGCCGACCCGGGUUAAAUUCCCAGCAUCCCAUAUGGUCCCCUGAGCACCACUAGGGGUAAUUCCUGACUGCAGAGCCAGGAAUAACCCCUAGUGCAUGGCUGGAUGUGACCCAAAAAUAAAAAAAAAAAAUUGGUCCCCUGCCAAGACCUCAAUUUAGCCCAGGAUUUAUACCCUUUACAUAAGGCCUUGCUUUUCAGCAAGUAACCCAAGUCCAAUCUGACAUCACAUGUGCCACAGAGCAAUAUCAGGAGUGACCUCUCCUGGUUUAGCCCCAAACCCUCUGGGUGUAGCCCAAAACCCACAAAAGAGUUGAAUUUACUAUAAUGACAAUUUCAGAGAGCAUUGGGAAUGGGAAAAUCUAUCCAGAAGAAGGAAGGUAAAUUGAUGAGUACACUUCCAUUUAAUAUACAGAAACCCGAAAUAACAAUUGUUUUAAGAAGAUGGCAUAUUUAUGAGGCCCAGAUCCCAAAGUGGGCAUUUGAUUAAGUGUCUUUAGACUUGAAUGAUGAUUUGCCUCAUUAUUUAACUUUUCUUUCAUAUCUGUUAUGCAGAAGGGGGAAAAACAUAUAGAUUGACUUUAUAACCUAGCAUCUUGAAGCUCCAUGCCAAAAAAUAUUGCUUUAUUAAUAUAUGAAGAGCAACUUGGGGUUGUAGUUGGGACACAUUUAGAAUAACCUGAUUCUUCAGGUUGUUGGGUAACUGUUGGAAGUUAAUGUCGAUCCGAGGAGGCAGAUAGGGGAAGUGUUAUGUGGUGGGUUGACCUUCAGUGUUAUGGAUUGAACCACAAUUCUUGUUCUAUGGCAAGCAAACUUGACAUCUGGUCCCCCAGUUCAACUCCAGAUCACGAAGCAUGAGGACUCGGUCCUUUUUUUUACUUUCCUUCACACAGCCAUGGGACUCAAAGUAAUGGCUGCAGCCCUGUCCCCUGCUCUGUUCUCAGUGCUCUAGCCUAAGCUUCCCGAGAAGACAACCACUCAGACAUGCCGGCACGAGGAGUCUCCUGCCAGUUCCGGCCCAUUCUAAAUAGGUGCCCCUUAGAAGACUUCCGCUUUGAAAGAGGGAGAAGGAUUGAGCACGGAUCAGUUUCUGGGCAUGUUCUACAUAUGAGUAACUUUACAGCACACACGACUCUUCAGGGUCUGUAGAUUGCAGGAUAAUUGGAAACUCAUAUUCUCUCCAGAAGGAGUAUGCAGGCACUGUCAAGGGGUUCUACUGUGGACACCUCUACAUUUAUCGGUCUGAAGGGAGGAUGCAAAAAUUGGAUAAUUCUGACCUUGCCCUUUGAGGAAUAGAGAAUCUCUCCAGAGGCUUCAGGACCAAAGGAACCCACCAAGAGGAUGUAAAGAGGGUGAGGCAGAGGUGGUGCUUCCUGGGGGAAGACAGCAUGAAGGAGAAUUAUUCUGUAGUCAAGAGUUAGGGGGCGUUACAAUGACUAUUUGGGAAUGAUUUAUAUGUCAGUUAUGAUUGACAUAGCACCACUAAUUUUUUUAAAUUGGAUUUUGACUACAGUGACCAUGACAUAUUCCAUCUGUGAAUGAGUAAUUUCCAAAAGGGGAUUUAAAAAAAUUUGUUAAAGGAAAUAGAAAACAAACAAGAACUGCCUCUAGUGUAGUGCUUGCUCCCCUCCAUAUUCCUCUCACUGUACUGCAUCAUGUUUACAAAAAAGGAAAUCUGGCUUAGUAUAUGUGUUCAUGAUCAUUGCCAGGGAUGGAAAGUAUAUUGAAUCCUGUCUCUGGCUGGCCAAUGGUUGCUGCUCUUUCUCUGCCUCCUUUUUCAAGUAUCUCCAGGUCCAUAUUGCCAGACGGGGAUAUUGUAAUGAACAAACAGAAAUGAGCCCUAACUCCAUAAAGAAUCUCCCAGUAGCCUCGAAGAAACUCCGUCAUAUUCUGCAUGUCACAGUGCUGCUAACAAAAGUUUAUCCAAGUGGGAAGGAAAACUUGCCGAGUCUGUGACUUAAUGAUCAGUCUAAUAUAUUCAUCAAAGAUUCAUUAAAACAAAAAAGUUAUUUUGUGAAAUGAUUUUAUGAAAAUAAUUCUCCAAGGAAUAAAGAAGGGGGGCAGAGGGUAUAUGUGUGUGUGGGUGUGUGUGCAUGCACGGGCAUGCACACGCAAAUGUGUGUUUAGCUUUUUAAAAAAUAUUUUAAGUACUUUGAUUUACAAUGUAUUUAAUUGUAUAUAUGGUGACAGAUAUACAAUGUUCCCAAAAUACAUGCUCCACCAGAGUGUUCCCACUUGAACCUACCCCCACAAUAACCUACCAUAGUUAUCUUAGUUCUGUAGACCAGAUUGCUGGCUCUGAUGCCUUUGGCCAUUUGUUACUUCCCUUCUAUAUUUCUUUCAGAAGGAGAAAUCAGGGCUGGAGUGACAGCACAGCGGGUAGGGCAUUUGCCUUGUGUGCAGCUGACCCAGGUUCGAUUCCCAGCAUCCCAUAUGGUCCCCUGAGCAAAGCCAGGAGUUAUUCCUGAGUGCAGAGCCAGGAGUUACCCCCUGUGCAUUGCUGGGUGUGACCCAAAAGGCAAAAACAAACAAACAAAAGAAUGAGAAAUCAUUCUCAAUCUGUCCCUCUUUUUGAGUUAAUUCAGCAUGAUCAUCCUCAGAUCCAUCCAUGUAGCAGCGAACUCAUUUUUAACUAUGUCAAGUAGUAUUCCUUAUAGUCAAAGAGUGUUUCGUUGCAUAGAAAAGAUGUAAGCUUGAAACUUACAAAAACAGAAAAGUGAUUUAUAAUCUAAGCAAAUCUUUUCCAUUGUACAUUGCAAUUGCUCUAUCUAAACUGCAUUGUUCUCUCUUUACAUGAAAUGCAGUUUUUAUUUCAAGUGCAAUAAUGUGGGAUUUCUCUUAAAUAUGUUGGCUACUCAAAUGUCUUGAAUAUGUGGGAUGUUUCCAUACUUUUUCUUCCUUUAUUUCCAAAAUUGGGUUAUGCUUCAUUCUUAAUAAUGUAAAGAAUCACAUAUGUGCUACACUGAUGACAUCCAGAAUAGAGCCUCCUUGCAGGAAAUCAGAUCAACUUAGAUUGCUGUGACUUGUCUCAUUUGAUAAAAGAACUGUGUAAAACCCUUAAUCCUUGCAUUGGAAGUGGCAACUGGCACCACCCUGUGACCAAACAGAAGACCUAGCCUACCUUAUUCAUCACUUGAUAUAAAUGAUGCCCUCAGCCCUUGCACCAUAAGGAAGAAAUUAUUUGCUAUAGAUUUGUUGACAUUACAUAGGCUUUUAAAAUAUGGCUGUUUCGAUCACAUAGAGCGACCCGGAUCUGAUGCCUUAAGGAGAAUUUUACAAAAGUGUAAGAGGGUCUCAUAAGAAUGCAUAAUGCAGGGCCAGAGUGAGUGAUUGUCCAAUGGUUAGAGUCCCUGCACACGGCUGACCCAGAUUCCAUCCCUGGCACCAUAUAUGGCCCCUCUGAGCACCACCAGGUCUAAUCCAUGCGCAGACUCAGGAGUAAACCCAGUGAAUAACUGGCUGUGGCCCCAAGAAAGAAAAUAAAAUAAAAGGAUAUAUAAGACAAUAAAAUUGCUUCCAUAAGCAGAAUACCUAUGAAAAGAGUAUUUAUUUCCUUUAAAGGCUCACUUAAAUUUUCUGAGUUUCUUGAUAGAAAUUAUAGUACCAUGGAAUAUAUUAUGUGUAAUAUAUAGUGUAAUAUUAAAUUAUUAUAUAUUAUACAUAUCUAGAGAGAUAAGAGAUACUGUGAUUCUAUUAUUGUAGGUGCCCACAGUAAAGGCAGGCCCACGUAUGAUGCCCCAUGUUCCCAGUGAAAAGAUAUUAAAAGUGUUUUCAGAUAAUUUGAGUAUAUAGGUUAAUACCCAAAUACCAAAUUGAUGUAUGUCUUGGUAUAUAAUGUUAUUUGAAUUUUACAAAGAUGUAAAAUUACAAUUAUAUAAGUAAUAUAUGUUAUAAUUGCAUAAUAUAUGUUAUUUGGAAGUACUUUUUUAUAUUAAUAUUUCAAGGAACAUUUGUAUGCAAAAUUUCACUUGAACUUCAAGGUCUCUAUAACUUAUGUAACCACGUUUUGAGUUUUUCAGAGUAUAUCACAUUUCAUCCUGGGUUUUAUUGAGAUAAUAGACUUUUUUAAAUGAAAUGUAAUGCUGUUAUUUAAAAUUUUACUUCAUCUUACAAGUGCUAUUUGUACAACAUAAGCAUAACUUUAUAUUUCUAGUUUUAUUUGGAAGAUACGUAAUGUGAAGAUUGUUCUGUGACUUUUUGUGAACAUUACAUUUUUAUCCCUUUUACUUUUUUUUCACUAUUUGUUAUGAAGUGUGCGCAAAAACUGGAGUUGUCUGAGACUAUAUAUAAACAUUGUUACUCUUACAGAGUAAGUGGAAACUAGUUAGGUAGUGCAUCCACAUUGCACAUAUAUAGUGAUUCUUUGCCUCCCAACAGUGCAACUGAGUGUAUGAUGUAAAAGUAUGUAAUAGAUACAAUUUAUUUUGGUAAUUCAUGUCUUUCAUACGUAGUCAUUGGGUUAGUAACUCUAGGCUGGUUUAUCCUCUGGUUGGUGCUUUGCAAGUUUGAAUACUUUCUUUUUUACUUUUCCCCUGGCUGUCGAUUGGGACCCAGUAGCAAUUUCCAGAGUUUCCACAUUAAAUUUCCAGAGUUUCCACCCUAUGAGUAAGACGUGCAAGAGAGCAUGCGCCACUGCCCUGGGGCCACGGGCCAGAGUUCAGUGGUAGGAGAGCUCAGGACCUUGAUGGAGAGAAAUGCCUUUCCGUGACAGCUGAUUUUGGAUAUUGCUGGCCGCUCUUUGCUGUCUUCUACUGUAUGUAAGCUUACAGGCCAAUCUCAUGUUGAUCCUGCGCAUGCCCAGUCUCCCACCCGCUCUCGUCAAACUAGCUGUCGAGUGUACGCAAAACAGGGGGGACUGAGAUGGUGACGUUUAAAAGAUAGUUCACCACACUGGGAAGACCUCUAUGGUACUUAAACUUUGGGUGGCCAAAGACGGUAGGAUUAGACUUCACAUUCUUACCAAGCACAUGUGACAUAAGCUAUGUUAGCAAAAUGAACAUGCGUGGAACUGCCAAACAGCCUAAAAUGCACCAUUUGCAUUAGUAAUUAUGCCCAGAUCUGACUUAAAUAUCUCAUCUUUUAACGUCUACCAAUGAUCCCAGGAUAACAUCCACUUUGAAUCUUACAUGUUCUAUUUUCUUGCUUUCCUUUAUAGCUCCACUACAGGUGUCUUUAUCUUUAUCAACAUACUUUUAUAUCUUUGCAUGUUUUUAAACUUUGCAUAAACAGUAACAUGCAUAUAUGUGUGCAACAGCAUUUUCUUUACUCAAAAUUUUGCUUGUCUAGUAAAUGUUGGUGUUUAUAGGUGGAGAUCAUUUAUUCUCCACAAAGUAAUGUGCUUAUUACUUGAGUAUGAGCAUAGCACAUAUUAUUUUGACUUGAUAAAUUUGGGGAAUAGUUCUAAUUUUUGAAGAUUCAAAAAUGAUAAAACUGCUUAUAUGUGUUCUAUAUUGCACAUGUAUAAGGAUUUGGUUGUGUUAUAUUUAUGACCAGCACUUUUCUAAAACACCUCCUUCCCUGCAAUAUAGUAUAUCUAUCUGGGUGAAUAGCCUAUGUACAUCUUCAGUUAUUCUAUUGAUGCUAAAUUAUUAUUUUCCAGAUCACCCAUACAAAUGGUUACUCUAAGUCAUUACAGAAAAUUUUCAGUUGCUCUAGAUUUUUCUCCUGUGCUUUUCGCCUUUUCAGGCUUUUGAGUAGAUUCCUGUAUGGAAGGGUAAACCCGUGUUAUGCUCUGUGUUUUCAUUUGCAUACCAGUGACAUAGACUCUACACAGGCCUGUGGUAUAAAUACAAAUCCACACCAACUAGACCUAAUUGCCCUCCUCUGUGUUGCUCUUUUUGUAAAAUAAAAUCCAGAUUCACGUUCUCUUUUUUUUUUUUUUAUUGAUAAAUGGAAGUUGACCAUAUACUAGCAAUGCUAUUCCUUUAGUGGUCUAUGUGUUGUGAAUAACUUUUUGACUUAUAUUUUCAUGAUCUUUGUACUAUGAAUUUUGUGAUCUAUUUUGAUACUCGGUGUUCUUAAUAUAAAUGUAAGUAAAUAUGCUGUGUUCCUUUAUUAUUGAUACUUUGGGGGGGACGUCUUAUUAAUCUUAUUAAAGAAUUUUCCCCCA